Messenger RNA from Bemisia tabaci, 1192 nucleotides. It is a transcript of the gene Tpi, whose product is annotated as triose phosphate isomerase. Gene Ontology annotation, molecular function: triose-phosphate isomerase activity. Gene Ontology annotation, cellular component: cytosol. Gene Ontology annotation, biological process: glycerol catabolic process; glyceraldehyde-3-phosphate biosynthetic process; gluconeogenesis. Lineage: Eukaryota; Metazoa; Arthropoda; Insecta; Hemiptera; Aleyrodidae. The record is from RefSeq and is a predicted model, not a curated record.
CUGUUUACGUUCAACUCAAGGUGAUAAUAAGGUGAUAACAGCAACUUUUCAAUAAAAAGCAGAUAAUUUCUGUCGGAGAUCCUUUUCUCUACCGUAUUUUCAUCUGUAACGCUCCGGACGCUGUUACUCCUGAUCCUUCCAAAAUGAGUCGAAAAUUCUUCGUCGGUGGCAACUGGAAAAUGAAUGGUGACAAAGCCCAAAUUGAGCAGAUCGUGCAGUUCUUAAAAACAGGACCUCUGGAUCCUGCUGUUGAGGUUGUCGUUGGAGUUCCAGCUGUGUAUUUGGAGCAUGUCAAAAACAUUUUGCCCAGUAACGUGAAAGUCUCAGCCCAGAAUUCCUACAAAGUUCCCAAAGGAGCUUUCACUGGUGAAAUAAGUCCUGCACAAAUCAAGGAUGUUGGUGCUGACUGGGUUAUCUUGGGUCACUCUGAGAGGCGAAACGUUUUUGGAGAAAAUGAUGUGCUAAUCGCUGAGAAAACAAUCCAUGCAUUAGAAACAGGACUGUCAGUUAUUGCUUGCAUCGGAGAAAAACUGGAGGAAAGAGAGGCUGGUCAGACGGAGGCAGUUGUUUAUCAACAGACAAAAGCCCUAGCUGAUAAAAUUACUGACUGGUCGAAUGUAGUCCUUGCUUAUGAACCCGUUUGGGCGAUUGGAACUGGAAAGACGGCAACUCCUCAACAGGCUCAAGAGGUUCACAAACAACUCCGAGAAUGGCUCAAAGCUAAUGUUUCAGAAAAAGUGGCUCAAACAUUGAGAAUAAUCUAUGGAGGGUCAGUAACUGCUGCCAAUUGUAAAGAACUUGCUAAGGAACCCGACAUAGAUGGAUUUUUGGUCGGAGGAGCAUCUUUGAAACCUGAAUUUGUUGAAAUUGUAAAUGCUCGCCAAUAAAAUUGUGCAAAAAAUUUCCAGGAAGAAUUCAACUCUUCCAUGCUGGCUGAAGAAAGUCAGGUUAAAAAGCAAACACUGAUUCCCUUGUUAUUUUGAGAUUAUGUAAUUUUAAACAAAACAGAACUUUAUUUUUAUCUUUAUUGGCUUUAAGUUUUUUAUUGAAGUAUUAAAUACUAAAAAAUUCUUUUUUAUUUAUUUUAUUAGUUGAGUCAAUGAGAGUGAUCGAUAAGAAAGCAUGAAAGGUUGUUGUUGUUCAUUUUUUUUUCAUCACAACUUAUUUAAUAAUAAGUACUGAUACCCUCGUA